AUGGAUGUUCCCCAGCUGUCUCACAGGUGUGCCCUCACGCUGCCCUGCUGUGCAGAAGCUGGUGGGGCCACCUGUGCCAAAGCCCCCCAGGUCACGGGGGUCACAGUUCAGCUGGAGAUGCACACGCUGUGGCAACAGUUUGACCAGCUGGGCACAGAGAUGAUUGUCACCAAGGCUGGGAGGAGGAUGUUCCCUACCUUCCAGGUGAGUAUCUCAGGGAUGGACCCUGCAGCGGAGUAUGUGCUGCUCAUGGACUUCAUCCCUGUGGAUGACAAGAGAUACAGAUAUGCGUUCCACAGCUCCUCGUGGCUGGUGGCAGGCCGGGCCGACGUGGCGGCCCCGGGGAGGAUGCACUUCCACCCUGACUCCCCCGCCAGAGGCUCCCAGUGGAUGAAACAGAUGGUCUCCUUCGACGCACUCAAACUGACCAACAACCUGCUGGAUGACAAUGGACAUAUGAUCUUGAACUCCAUGCAUCGUUACCAGCCUCGAUUCCAUGUGGUGUAUGUGGACCCACGGCGGGAUAGCCAGCUUCAUGCCCACCGCAACUUCUGCACCUUCUCCUUCCCAGAAACACGCUUCAUAGCCGUCACUGCCUACCAGAACCACAGGAUCACCCAGUUGAAGAUAGCCAGUAACCCGUUUGCCAAGGGCUUCCGAACUACUGAUCCUGACGCCUGGUAA
This is a messenger RNA of Oncorhynchus gorbuscha (pink salmon), 684 nucleotides long. RefSeq names its product T-box transcription factor TBX1-like. Bases 1 to 684 code for a protein of 227 amino acids. Gene Ontology annotation, cellular component: nucleus. Lineage: Eukaryota; Metazoa; Chordata; Actinopteri; Salmoniformes; Salmonidae. The record is from RefSeq and is a predicted model, not a curated record. Gene Ontology annotation, biological process: regulation of transcription by RNA polymerase II; cell fate specification; positive regulation of DNA-templated transcription. Gene Ontology annotation, molecular function: RNA polymerase II cis-regulatory region sequence-specific DNA binding; DNA-binding transcription factor activity, RNA polymerase II-specific. The transcript has 6 exons.